Messenger RNA from Carya illinoinensis, 1054 nucleotides. Its product is annotated as peptidyl-prolyl cis-trans isomerase FKBP18, chloroplastic. The transcript is spliced from 6 exons. Gene Ontology annotation, molecular function: peptidyl-prolyl cis-trans isomerase activity. The record is from RefSeq and is a predicted model, not a curated record. NCBI's taxonomy places the organism in Eukaryota, Viridiplantae, Streptophyta, Magnoliopsida, Fagales, Juglandaceae. Gene Ontology annotation, cellular component: chloroplast thylakoid lumen. Bases 56 to 736 code for a protein of 226 amino acids.
AGGCAUUGGGCGGUUUAUAACCUUCGGCCUGUGUGUCUCACCGUCUCGACUCUCAAUGGCCAUGGCUUCCAUUAGGAGCUUGGACGAGUAUACCGUUACUCAUCUUCUUCAACUCUGUGCAAAACCCAUCAGCAACCAAGCACAGUUCCCAAAGCAAGCUUUUCUUCCAUUACCCAUUUCGAGAAGGUCCGCGAUUCUGAUUUCCUCGCUGCCUUUCGGCCUCCUCGUUUCACACUCUCCACCUUCAGAGGCCAGAGAGCGUCGAAACAAGAAGACCAUCCCUCUUGAGGACUACCUCACUAGCCCUGAGGGAUUAAAGUACUAUGAUGUGGUUGAGGGGAAGGGUCCAAUAGCUGCAAAGGGAUCAACAGUUCAGGUGCACUUUGACUGCAUGUACCGUGGGAUUACAGCUGUGUCAAGUAGAGAAUCGAAACUCUUAGCUGGAAACCGUAUUAUUUCCCAGCCAUAUGAGUUCAAAGUUGGAGCUCCUCCUGGCAAAGAAAGGAAGCGUGAAUUUACAGACAACCCAAAUGGUCUAUUUUCUGCACAGGCUGCACCGAAACCCCCACCGGCUAUGUACUCGAUAACUGAGGGAAUGAAAGUAGGGGGAAAGCGAACUGUGAUUGUUCCUCCAGAGACUGGGUAUGGACAAAAGGGGAUGAAUGAGAUCCCACCUGGAGCCACAUUUGAACUAAAUGUUGAGCUUUUGCAAGUAUUACAGCCUGAAGGAAAGUGAGCCGAUUUUGUGUAUGUAGAGAUCAUGGUAAUUGAGUUUCUCAUCAUUUUUGUUGGAAAUGGUUAUAGUUUCAGCUAAUGAUUCUUUUCUAUGAGGAAGCAUUGUUUCGCCACCAGUUCAGCUCACCUACAAUUUCUAUUUUCAGUUGAUAUAACUGUUUUAAUGUGCCAUAGCUGUAACCGCAUAAGGUUUUGAUUGAGGCUCCAUGUUAAUAUUGUUAACAUUAAUCGAUUAUUACCACGAUCACUUAGAGGUUAUGAACUUCUUUCUCAUGCAUUAUACCAAGGUUAAAUGUUCACUUUCCUUUUUUGACUGUUA